Acaulospora morrowiae is the source of this 909-nucleotide messenger RNA. The record is from the annotation of a GenBank genome assembly. Lineage: Eukaryota; Fungi; Glomeromycota; Glomeromycetes; Diversisporales; Acaulosporaceae.
AUGAGCUCAGCUUCGGAUCAUGACGUAUUGGUUGGCAUGGGCUUCCCAGCAGACAAGGUGUUGCUUGCUCAUCCUGGCGAUCUCGAUGAACCGGCGGAAGGAGAAACUCUGGGUGGGGAACCAUCAGGAAAACCGGCGGAAGCAUCAUCUUCUAAAGAGGAUGAUGGAGAAAUUCAAGACGGAGAACAAACAGCUCAAUCAUUGAUGUGUGAUGAAUGUCAGAAGUUGUUUCGCGAUGCAAGUGCUGCAGAACGACACGCAACUAAGACUGGUCAUGUACAAUUUUCUGAAUCAACUACGGCCAUCAAACCAUUGACGGAGGAAGAGAAAGCCGAAAAGUUGGCAGAAUUAAAACAACGUUUAGCUGAAAAGCGCGAGUUACGCCUACUUCAAGAAAAGGAAGAAGAAAAGAACCGCGAAAAAAUUAGAAGAAAGACGGGCAAAGAGUUAACAGAUGCUAGAGAAAAAUUGGAAGAGAGGGAAAUGCAAAAGGCAUUGUUGGCAAAGAAGAAGGAAAAGGAAGAAGAAAGACUUGCAAAAGCUAAAAUAAAGGAACAAAUUGAGGCCGAUAAAAAAGAGCGAGCUGCAAAGCGUGAAGCUGCAAAACAAGCAAACUUACAACAUCGGCAAGAGGAGGAGGCUGCCGAAGCUGCCAGAGUUGCUCAGGCGUCGAAGGAAUAUACCGAAGCACGAUUACAGAUUCGACGACCGGAUGGUCAACCUAUUACUCAUACUUUUCAAUCUACUGAUACCUUACAAGUUGUAUACGAUCAUGUUACUCCACACAUUAUUGGCCCAUUUCAACUUGCGACGACAUUUCCAAGAAGAAUUUUUGGAAAUUCUGAAAUGGGAAAGACCUUAAAAGAAUUAGGUCUUGUUCCAUCAGCUGUCUUGGUAGCAAUAUCAUGA